AUUCAUGUUAUGUCCAAUAAAGUAAUUAUUAUUCCCUAUAAAUAAAACCCAAAGCGUGAAGAAAGAAAAAGCAGAGAGUGUGAAAAAUGGGGGAGGAAAUGAGCAACAAGCAGAUCAUACUAAAAGACUACGUGAAGGGUUCUCCUAAAGAAUCCGACAUGAUUUUGAAAACCUCGACAGUUGAACUAAAGGUUCCCGACGGCUGCGACGGCGCCGUUUUGGUGAAGAAUCUCUACUUAUCUUGCGACCCUUUCGUGGUAGUUCGUAUGAUGAAGAUGGAGGACUCCUACUUUGACUCUUAUACCCCCGGCCAGGUUAUUAUGGGAUAUGGAGUUGCCAAAAUUUUGGAUUCUUCAAAUCCAGAUUUUAAAAAGGGUGAUUUGAUUUGGGGAAUAACCGGCUUCGAGCUGUACUCCCUCAUCAAAUCUACUCAAAGUCUAUUCAAAAUUACUUGUACGGAUGUGCCCCUCUCUUUCUACACUGGAAUUCUUGGUAUGACUGGUAUGACUGCAUAUGCUGGGUUUUAUGAGAUUUGCUGUCCGAAAAAGGGCGAAAGCGUCUUUGUAUCUGCUGCUUUAGGAGCCGUUGGUCAGCUCGCUGGCCAAUUUGCUAAGCUUUUUGGGUGUUAUGUCGUUGGAAGCGCCGGAACCCAAGAUAAGGUGGAUCUUUUAAAGACCAAAUUUGGGUUUGACGAUGCGUUCAACUACAAAGAAGAAGCUGAUUUAAAUGCAGCCUUAAAGAGGUACUUCCCCGAUGGGAUCGACAUAUACUUCGACAACGUGGGAGGGAAGAUGCUGGAGGCGGCGCUCCCCAACAUGCGAGCCCACGGCCGAAUUGCUGCUAAUGGGAUGAUAUCGCAGUACCUUCUUGAGGAGGAAGAAAAAAUUGGGAACUUGCUAUGCUUGGUCAAAAAGCAAAUCCGCAUGGAAGCAUUCAUCGUCUUCGACUACUACCACCUCUAUCCCAAGUAUUUGGAGAUGGUUUUACCGCUGAUUAAGCAAGAAAAAUUGGUUUAUGUUGAAGAUAUUGUUGAAGGAAUUGAAGCUGCACCAGCUGCUGUAGUUGGCCUCUUUUCCGGCCGAAAUGUAGGUAAGCAGGUUGUGCUUGUGGCGCCUACCUGAUCAACAUUUAUUUUAAUUUAGGGGUAAUUGUGUCUAAUUAUGCAAACUU
Molecule: messenger RNA, 1170 nt
Organism: Salvia miltiorrhiza (redroot sage)
Lineage: Eukaryota; Viridiplantae; Streptophyta; Magnoliopsida; Lamiales; Lamiaceae
Product: 2-alkenal reductase (NADP(+)-dependent)-like
Exons: 5
Coding region: 87-1121 (344 amino acids)
Molecular function (GO): 2-alkenal reductase [NAD(P)H] activity
Source: RefSeq, a predicted model, not a curated record